This is a messenger RNA of Ectocarpus siliculosus, 5700 nucleotides long. The record is from the annotation of a GenBank genome assembly. Lineage: Eukaryota; Phaeophyceae; Ectocarpales; Ectocarpaceae.
AUGGCGCAGUUGCCGGGGGGGGCGCAGAUGGGGCGGGAUCAAGGGCCGGCUGCCAACGAGCAACACACGAUGUGGACCCUCAAGCUGCACAGGCGGAGGAUUGCGGUGCUGAAGAAGCGGCGACGGGCAGAGGCGGCAACCGGGGCCCAGCCAGCAGCAGUCGCGCCGCAUCCGGGGGAGACGGACGGGGCGGGGUCUCCUGAUUGUUCCCCCGCGUCGCCCAGUGGGUUCCGCCCCUUGCCGCUGGGCUCGAGCGUCGGGGAUGACUUGGGACACGUUUCGAGCAAGCUUGACCAAUGGACUGUAUCUCUCGGGGGAGCGCUUGCCUCCAACACGGAGGUGUGCGAUUACGUCACGAAAGGCAAGUAUGGCGUGGUUCUGAGCCUCGGAGAGGACCCGGAACCGCCGGUGGUCGACUUCGGCGACGUCGCCACGGUGGUUCCGUCUCCCCGAGAAGGAGGGAGGGGGGGGGGACGCGGACAGCAGCCUCUAGCUGAAAACGGGGAGGACCAAGCGGCCGAGCGACCCUCCGAGUGGGGGGCGACGCAGCACGACGACUCCGUGUGGGGGGCGGGGUGGGGGCAGAACGGACAGCAGACGCUCGGAAACGGCGGGAUGCAAGGGCGAGAGGACCGGGACGAGGAGGAGGAGGACGGCGAAUACCUUCCGCAAGGAUACAACUUUUCGAGAGAACGGCGGGCGGUCAUGCACCCCAAGCAGCAGCAGCAGCAGCAGCAGUCUUCUUCAAGGGGUCGAGGGCAGGACGGCGUCACGGGCAGCACGGGAGGGGCCGCCAAGGUCGAAAGCACCCCCAGCAUAAGCUUCGGUGAUUUCGAGGGACGGGCUGCUCACUGGGAGGACGAAGAAGACGACGAUGACGAUGAGGACGGCACCGGUGGGUCGACCGGCUCGGGCAAGGAUGACGUCGCUUCCGGGCCUGGGGACGCGUUUUCUCCGAGAAAGGGGGACACCCAGAUGGGGGAGGAAGAGGGCGGCGAAGGGGAGGAGGAGGAGGAGGAGGAGGAGGAGGAUGUGGCGAGCGUGGUGCGGACGCUGGAGUUGAACAACUUCAGCAACAGGCGUGUCUUCUUAGAGGACUUACGGCUGAUGCCUAGGGACGAUGCGGGAAGAGCACCCCCCUUCAUCGUGAGGAUAGGCAACGAGCUAGACUCGUCUCUGCGGCACACGCAAGAGGAGGAGGGGGGUCGCAGACGGUACAGCUUGGCACCGGGGACCCACUUGGAGGUGGAGGUGGAGUUCAACCGUCAAAAUCAGGCAGGGUUCUGCGGAAAGUGGCUGACGCUCGCGCUCAGCGUCGUCGAUCCCUCGCCACCGAACCAGCCGCUCCUGCACCUCGUGGAUCGCGUAGAGCGGACGUUCGUGCUUGGAACCAGACUCUUGGCCCAGGCGGUGGACGGCCGUGCCGCGGCGGUCCUCAGCGCCGAGGCGAGGCGUUUCUUGCCGGCCGCUCACCGCGAGUGGUUCAAGAAUCCCGUCAAGGGUGUUGUGGCGACCCCUCGAGCCAACAACCCGUUCUAUCUCCCGCGGCUCAGAUCGUUGGACGUUCUGGAGUUUGAGGUGCCGGAGGCGGUGCAGAAACGGUUUCUGCAGGGCGCGGAGUCGAGAGUGCCGUGGCUGGUGCGCGACCACCGGGAGAUCAUGGCCCUGGCCGGGGUGGAGGUCGGCCCCGGACGGCUGGACGACUACGUCGCGAGGUACUCGGCCCUCAUGUGGCUGGAGGAGAGCCAGAUGUCCUGGGACGUCCACCAGUACGACCUGCACGACGUCAGGGUCACCCUGGACUCGAGCCGCUACCGAGAGGGUGACCCCUCCACCAACAUUGUUGGCAGGGUAGAGGUACCGGGUGUGUUGGAGAGUCGGCCCAGGCUGGCCAUGGGCGACGUCGUCCGACUAAGACCGCCCGCUCAAGCGAAGGCGGGUGCGAAAAAGGUGUCCAAGGCGAACGGGCAGCAUUGGAACGGCGGCGUUGGCGAUGUCGUGAGCGCUGACGGCACCGACGGUUCUCACCAAAAACUGGGAAACGCCCCAGAUUUCGAAGUGCAGGGCUCCGAGCUCUACGCCAAGACCAUCGCGAGGGCCGUCAAGGCCGCGAGGGCCAGCGUACAGGCGGCCGGCGGCGGCGGCCGCCGUAAGAACAAGGAGGAGGCUGCGAUGGACGGGUGGCACUGCCGGUUUCAGCUGGAGCGGCAUGGCUUGCAGCCUCUUCCGGAGAGCUCAUUCGAGUGGGUCAUGCCUUCCACCAACGACUCUCAGAGGACUGCGGUCAGAGACAUCGUCACCGGAGCUCACGGACAGGUACCUUACAUAAUUUUUGGUCCUCCUGGCACCGGCAAGACGUGCACCGUUAUCGAGUCUAUCCUCCAACUCGUCAAGCUCAGACCGGAGUGCCGGAUUCUGGCGGUGGGACCUUCCGACACCUCUGCCGACGUCAUCUGCGAGCGGCUGUCGAGGCACAUGUCUAGGGACCAGCUCGUGCGGAUAAACUGGUGGCAGAGGCUGACGGCUGGCGUUCACCCGAACAUCCUCUCCUACUGCCCGCAGGACAGCAACCGCGGGAUGUUCGUGCCGCCUUCCACAAUCACGCACCAAGUCGUGGUGUGCACCUGCGGGACGGCGGGAAUGCUGAGCGUGCUGGGCGUGGACGAAAAUUACUUCACGCACAUUUUUGUGGACGAGAGCUCCAACGCCAUGGAGACGGAGCUGCUGGUGCCCCUUUCGUACGCGGGUAGAGCGCAGAUUAUCCUCUGCGGCGACCCUCGACAGCUCGGCGCGGCUGUUCGAAGUCCUGCCGCAAGAGCUCUCGGGCUAGAGGUCUCCCUGCAGGAGCGGCUAAUGGAACAGGAGAUGUACUCGAAGCACGCCCAAGCCCCGACGGCACUGUCGAGUGCGACCUCUAACGGAGCGGCUGACGUAAGAUGUAUGACCCAGCUCCUCAACAACUACCGAGCCCACGAGGUCUUGCUGACCCUCCCUAGCGCCAUGUUUUACGGGGGGAGUCUCGUGAGAAGCGCGGAGCGGUCGCAGACGGACAGCAUGCUGACGUGGGAGGAGCUCCCCGAGACGAAGGCCUUCCCGCUGCUCUUCUACGGCAUCCAGGGCAAAGACCUGUCCCCGUUGGACUCCCCUUCGUUCUACAAUCCGAUCGAAUGCUCCAAGGUGAUGGAGAUUAUCCAGGUGCUGCUGGCGAGCCCAAAAGUGCAAGUUUCUACCGGAGACAUCGCCGUCAUCUGCGCGUUCCGCAUGCAGGUGUUGAGGCUCAGGAAGCUGCUCAGGGACAACAACCUUGGAAUCGUCAAUGUUGGCCAGGUGGAAGACUUCCAGGGCGGCGAGAAAAAGAUCGUCAUCAUCAGCACCACCCUGUCCAAGAGACACCGGGUGGAGAAGGAGGGCAAGAUCGGCUUCCUUGGCGACCCCAAGAAGUUCAACGUGGCCCUCACCCGGGCCCAGGCGCUCGCCGUUGUGGUGGGAAACCCCAACCUGCUGGCCGGGGAGGAGUACUGGAAGGAGCUGCUCAUGUUCUGCAAGGAGAACGACGCUAUCCGAGGCUGCGCGUGCCCUGCUCUAGAGGUGGGAGGGAGGGAAGACGAGGCCAGCUUGGUCGACGCUGUGCUCCAGCAGAGCUUGCUGGGGGGGGGAGGGAUGGAUCUCAUGUACCCGGAGCACGGCGACUUCUACGAUCAAGACGACCUGCAAUGGAGGAGAAUACCAGCGGCUACAGCCCUGGUGAAAGGGUUCAGCGUGAUGUCUUCCACACGCGUCAUGGAGUCCAGGGCGUUGGAUCACUACUAUGACCCUGUAUACACGACUCCUUUCGAAGAUAAUGGACUGUACAAGCCCCUUCGACCAGCUAUUAAAGCUGACGGCGGUAACGCUAUCAUUGGGCCCAACAUGACCAAGUAUCUCAAGCGGCCCGUCAUCCCCCAGCUCAAUUCGGUUGCCCCGGAAGUGCUUUUGGCGCCAACCCUCAAUGAGGACCCUAUGGAAGCCCCGUGGGAAGAGCCCGACACAUUCACCAAGGACGUCGGAUCACAGACCAAGUACCGGGAGAGCGAGGCCCAAACCGUGCCGUACAGUCGGGACUUCGUGCUAGAUCCCGAGUCUGAGGAGCCCGAAGUUCUCAUGCUGCAGGGCCUAGUACACGGUGCUGGGCUUCCCGUGGGCAAGCGAGAGGUGGAGAUGCUGACGCAUGCGCGUGCGAAGCGCCUACUAGAAGCUUCGCUUCCUCCCUUCACCGAUGAGGCUUCCCUGGCGUUGAGAAAAAAACUGAUGGAGAAGCAGGAGCUGACAGAGCUUGGUCUAAGGGAACGAGAACUGACCAGGGCUCGAGAUGAACGGCUCAAGAUCCUGAAGAGAGCUAUGCGAGAACGCGACCAGGGAGCUGAGUUUCUCGCGCAGCAGCGCAUAGAGGCCCUGCGGCAAGCAAAGGUGGAGGGGUGCGAGAGGGUAGUGGGUGCGAUACAGGCGUCGAGGAUAAAGGUGUUGAGAAAGCUGACGAAGGCCAGGAAGGCAAUGCCCACACAAGGGCACGAGCAGUCCCAGCGCCGCGACAUCAUACAGGAAUACUCUGAUUUUGGGUCCGGCGUUUACGCUCCUAUCACACGUCUCGGUCGUCGCAUCGACCAAGACAGUGAAAGGUUCGCACUACCGAGCGCCACAAAGUCACUCAGCACCUACCACGGCAUAUCCGCCUUGGAGGCCACCAUGAACCCUGCCCUUACGAGGACCGUCAUCAAAAAGCCCAGCCGGGUCAAGCCAAGGGCCACUACCACGAUCGCCAGGAAGCUGCGCGCGGUGGAGGUCGACCUCGAGAAAACGGCCGCUCUCCUCAAGGCUCGGAAGGGAGCGGCAGCACCGGGAAGUGCAAAGCUGGCGGAGGCCAACCCCAACAACCGAUCAGGAAAGAACGCGCUCGGUACCGAAGGAGCGGUCGACGACGCGACGGCGAUGCCCGCUUGGAGAAACAAGACUUCACGCAAGGAGAGACCACAAACCCCGAGGGUACCGGAUCCACCGGAGGACGAGCAGGAGCACCUGGCGGUGCUCCUGCUGCAGAGGCUUAUCCGAGGCAGGGCGGUCCAGAACGUCAUGUUCGAAGGAAAGGAGCGCCGGAAGGAGCUCAUUCGAGAGUUACGCAUCGCCAAGCAGCUGGAGGACGACAGCGAGCAGGCGAGGAAGGUGCAGGCCAAGGCCAUCGAGGCCAGACGGCACCGGGUGUGCAAGGCCGCCCUCGACAACAUGGCCGGCGAAGCCGUCGGCUCGCUCUUCGCCACCAUGGCCGACAGAGCUAUGGGCAUCGACGUCGAUGGCAAGGGCACCGGCGCCGGUUCUGCUCUCGAAUCACAACACGAGGACAGUCGCGUGGGCGCAGCAACGGCAGGGAGCGGGGGGGUUGGAAGCCACAGCGGGGAAGGAAAUGGGAGCCGUGGAGCCCAAAGCGCUGAGGGGCGAAACGACGGGAGCAAGGGCGAGUCGGAUGCUGUCAAGAACGGGAGCGCUGACGAGGUCGUGGCAGGUGGAGGAGGCGCUGCCGGCGAGAGCGGUUCUGCGAGAGAUAUCGAAGCCGGAGUGUCAAGUACCGCUCGCGACUCCAUCCAAGGAGCUGUGGACACGGCCAUCAGAAGUGUGUCAUCGGACAGAGUCUCCACUCCGAGAGACGACGACGAAACGCCAGCAUCAUGA